This is a messenger RNA of Leptosia nina, 717 nucleotides long. The record is from the annotation of a GenBank genome assembly. NCBI's taxonomy places the organism in Eukaryota, Metazoa, Arthropoda, Insecta, Lepidoptera, Pieridae.
AUGAGCCCCGUCUUCUGGCCGGAAUUAUGGAUUCGAAACACGGUGAUUUCUUUAGACAGGUUGCAUUUGUUUUUACGCAACAAAGAAAGCCCUAGCGCUUCAGUUGAGCAAACGCUCCGCGCCAAUGCGCCUGCACCGCCCCCGUUGGCGGCGAGCGAUAGAGACAGAGAUAUGUUAUCUCAUGCAACAGAACAGAAUAGAUAUGCUGCACAACGCGAGGGUACCCGAGCAUUUAUGCUAAACAGAGCUAGCCAAGCGAUGUUCCUACGAGCAGGAGUGAGACGACACGGCUGCAUGGGCCGCGAGGGUUCUCGAUCGUUGACUCCUUUCAAGUACAUCUACAACAGUCGAAGUAUUUGCGCUCCACGUGACAGACCACCUACCCAGCCACGGAUAGCCUGGGACCUAUACCUACAUAAAAUCACAUCAAGCAGGAGGGAAGUGUUAGUUGGAGUCGACGUGCGCUGUUUUCUGAUUAAAAGGAAGCUACAGUCGGUUCCGAAACCGAACUGGAACAUAAUGCGACCGGUGCUGCAGGAAAUACCUUCAAACGUAUCUGGGCCUGGUAACUCCACCACCGUUGGCGUAUUCACCGCCAACGGGGGAAGAGUUCCUGCUCCUAGAUGCGAUGACCUACUGGGAAGACUCACAAGAAGAUUGCGGCCUUAUUCUGAUAUUACAUUUAGACGUAUAAGAAAAUUAAUGCAAUUAAGGUGA